AUGGAACCAGUGUCCAGCAACAUCCAGGUCCUGCUGCAGGCGGCGGAGUUCCUGGAGAGGCGCGAGAGAGAGGCCGAGCACGGCUACGCGUCCUUGUGUCCGCACUACAGCUCCGGGGCUGUCUACAGGAGGAGGAAGCGACCCCUGCAAACUCCUGGCGCGCUCAACAGUGGGCGGUCUGUGCACAAUGAGUUGGAGAAACGCAGGAGGGCCCAGCUUAAGCGGUGCCUGGAGCAGCUGAGGCAGCAGAUGCCCCUGGGGGUUGACUGUACCCGAUAUACCACACUGAGCCUGCUGCGCCGGGCCAGGAUGCAUAUCCAGAAGCUGGAAGAGCAGGAGCAGCAGGCCCAGCGGCUCAAGGAGAAGCUUCGAAGCAAACAGCAGAGUCUGCAGCAGCAGCUGGAAGUGCUCCAGGGGCUGCCGGGGGCUGGAGAGCAGGAGCGGCUGCGAGCAGACAGCCUGGACUCUUCCGUUCUGUCCUCUGAGCGCUCAGACUCAGACCAAGAGGAUGUGGAGGUGGAUGUGGAGAGCCUGGUGUUCGGGACAGAGAAUGAGCUUCUUCAGGGCUUCGGCCCUGGUCAGGGCCUCAGCUACUCACACAGCCCCAGUACCUGGCUAUGACGCUGGCUGCCCAGAGCACCCUUGACUGCCUCU
Messenger RNA from Onychomys torridus (southern grasshopper mouse), 654 nucleotides. RefSeq names its product MAX dimerization protein 3 (gene Mxd3). NCBI's taxonomy places the organism in Eukaryota, Metazoa, Chordata, Mammalia, Rodentia, Cricetidae. The record is from RefSeq and is a predicted model, not a curated record. Gene Ontology annotation, molecular function: RNA polymerase II cis-regulatory region sequence-specific DNA binding; protein dimerization activity; DNA-binding transcription factor activity, RNA polymerase II-specific. The transcript has 6 exons. Gene Ontology annotation, biological process: regulation of transcription by RNA polymerase II. The coding region runs from base 1 to 621 and encodes 206 amino acids.